AAUAAAAACAUCCACAAAAAUAAUCCCCUGCCUUAAGGGUUGGUACACCCAUCUCAAAUUCUAGGGUUUUCAAUCCCCCUAAAUCUAACCCUACCUAAAAUUCAGAUCAAAUCCCAAAAUCCUCUAUUCAAUUACACAAUUUUUUGUUCAUUGUUCGAUAAAGUUCCAAUCUUUUUUGUUUUUUUUUUCGUGUGAAUUAUUGUUGAAAAAUGGCGAGUAGUGGAGAAGCAGAUUACGAGAGUGAUCCAGAGGAAGCGAAGUUGUCGUUGAAGAUGCGGAGGAGAGAAGCGAGCGAUGACGAGGAGGAGGAGGAGGAAGAAGAAAGGGAAUUGGAGGAGAAGAAGCAUGUUCGGAGAAUUGAAUCUGACGGUGAAUCGGAGGGACAAGGUGCAGCUGCCGAUUACGAUGAGGAGGAGGAAGAAGAAGAUGAAGAAGAGGAGUACGAUGAUGACGAAGAGUAUGUGGAGGAAGAGGAAGUGUAUGAGUAUGAGGAAGUAGGUGAAACGAAGGAAAGUGUUAAGGAGGUUGAGGAAGUAGUGGAAAGUGGGGAAGGAGCGAAGGAAGUUGUGGGAGAAUCAUUAGGGUUUGAUGAUGGUAUUGAGGGGAAUGUGCAGCAGGGGGAGGAGGAGGAGAAGAAAGAGAAUGAACCGUAUGCUGUGCCUACUGCAGGAGCUUUCUAUAUGCACGAUGAUAGGUUUCGAGACAAUGCUGGUGGGCGACAACAUAGGCGGACCUUUGGUGGAAGGAAGUUAUGGGAAUCCAGAGAUGAUCGGAAAUGGGGACAUGACAAAUUCGAAGAGUUGAGUGUGGAGGAGAGGCAUUAUCAAGAGGGUAGGAGGGGUUCAAGGGGUCGUUAUCGAGGUCGAGGUCGAGGGCGAGGGCCUGAGCGUGGAACUGUGCAAGGACGUAGACCUAAAGCAUAUGUCAAUGACAACAAUCCGAACAAUAAUAACAGCCAGAAGAUUCAGAAUAAUGCUCUAAAAGGCAUGAGAGGUCGGGGUCCAAGAAGGUAUCGACCCUCAUUUAAGGACAAUAUUGAUGCGCCCCCUCCACCAAACAAACAAUCUGGUCUGUCAGCGGAGAAACAUUCAUAUCAUAGCACAGCCAAAGCAACUGCUCCUGUAUCAAAUGUGGAAAAUGAUGCAGUGGCAGCUGCUAAGCAAGGGUUUGUGUCAAGCCUGAAUUCUGCUUCUCCUCCAUUUUACCCCUCUAGUUCCUCUGCUAAAGAGAUCACUAUGACUCACAAGAGGGAACUGCAAACUGGGACAAGUAGCCGCAGUGGUCACCCUUCUGCCUUAGGAGACAGUUCUACUGCUGCACAAUCAACUUCAAUGUUAAGAGGGAAGAAUGCCAGUGAUUCUGUGAGCCUUGAAAAACUUAAUAUUUCUGAUCAUAUUACUGCAGUAGCUUCGAAGGUUUCAUCAGGUUUGCAGUUGGCUCCUGGUUCCUCAACAAUGAGUCCUACUCAGUCACAGCCGUUGAGAGGCCAAGGAAGAGGAUUUAAUGCAAUGCCAAAUGUGAAUUACCAUUCUCGUGUAAUAAGCAACCAAUUCAAUCGAGUUUCUCAGCCAACAAAUCUCCCUUCUACUCAGAGGAAUCCUGUUCUAGGUCGAGAGCAACCUUCUUUCCAAGCUACGAGCCACCAGUUUGCUCAGCGAUCUGGUACUAGAUCUCAAGGCUCAUCUCCUCCCAAAACUGGACAAUCUAUCCCUGAAGCUGGAGAGUUUGAAUCUUCUUCAGAUUCAAGUAAAUCAAAGAGUGCUAUGGUUGCAAAAGGAAAAGGCACUAUCCAGAGCACUGGAAGGGGUUCAGUUCUUUAUGGAGGAGCUCAGGUUAUGGGUGCACCUGGAAGCAUGGGUAGUGGUGAUCAAAACUUUCCUGCGACACCAGCCUUUUUGCCAGUCAUGCAAUUUGGCGGCCAGCACCGUGGUGGCAUUCCUGCUGUUGGCAUGGCUUUUCCUGGAUAUGUUGGUCAGCCACAACUUGGUUUGGGGAAUUCUGAAAUGACAUGGUUGCCAGUUUUAGCUGGGGCUGCUGGAGCAUUAGGUGCAACAUACUGUUCACCAUAUAUUGCUAUGGAUGGUGCUUAUCAUGCUCGUCCAUCCGGGCAAAUAUCUUCUCUCGCUGCUCCAAGCAAAGAGAACAAUACCAGUAAACCAAAUAAUGAAGGCAAGCCCCAACAGAGACCAGAACUCUCAAAUGAUGACUUAGGCCAGCGUCAAAAGAAUCCUCGCAGAUAUACGGAGAUGAAGUUUGAUCAGUGAGCUAGUUUGUAGGUUGAAGCUGUUUGAAUAAGCAGAUUAAGGCCUUCUCCCAGACCCUAUGUUCUCCGAGUGUUGAUCUGGAGUAUCUAGGGCUCUCAUGUGUUGUGAUGUAUUUUAGGUUUACAUGACAAACGCCUGCUCAUGCUGCUUCACUUUCGGGGGCACACUGCAGCUUGACGGGUGGCAGUUAUUUGUUUAAAUAUGUGGUUCUUGUGGCUUGAUUUUUCUUUAACUGAAGGAAUUGAUAAAUGUUGAUGGGUUUCUUCAAAUGAUGAUGGAAAAUAAUGAUAAAAGUCCGGAAGCAGUUGCAUCUGUUUUCUUAUUAUGUGAAGUUUUUUCUCUUCUAAAUAGAUGAUCCUAGUGUCUUUUCAAGUUUUCUAUUAGUGGCCCAAGUUACUACUUACUACUGUUUGCUGGAUACUUUCAGGGCUUUGUCGUUAGAUAUAUUAUGUUAACAAGAGAGAGCAUUGCUUGCUCAGACGCUGAAUAAUAAAUUUUGUUUCAAAAAGACUUUGGUUUGUCCAAA
Molecule: messenger RNA, 2790 nt
Organism: Capsicum annuum
Lineage: Eukaryota; Viridiplantae; Streptophyta; Magnoliopsida; Solanales; Solanaceae
Product: protein MLN51 homolog
Exons: 12
Coding region: 210-2264 (684 amino acids)
Biological process (GO): mRNA processing
Cellular component (GO): exon-exon junction complex
Molecular function (GO): mRNA binding
Source: RefSeq, a predicted model, not a curated record